CGCAAGCAGGUUCCAGUCCCUGUGGCUCCCAUUCCCGCUCCCAGGAGCCCGCCCAGCCUCAGGAACUGCCCCCAGCCCUCCAGCCUUGGCUAUUUAAGGGACUUGGAUCCACCCCACAGCUGGGACAGUCCCGGCGCCCUGCACUGGGGAUCUAGGAUGGGGGCCUUGGCCGGGGCACUGCCGUCCAUUCUGCUGGCAUUGCUGCUCAGGUCCACCCCAGAGGCUCUGGGUGCCAACCCCGGCCUGGUCGCCAGGAUCACCGACAAGGGCCUGGAAUAUGCGGCCCAGCAGGGGCUAUUGGCUCUGCAGAGUGAGCUGCUCAGGAUCACGCUGCCAGACUUCACCGGGGACUUCAGGAUACCCCACGUCGGCCGUGGACACUAUGAGUUCCACAGGUUGAACAUCCACAGCUGUGACCUGCUUCGCUCUGCGAUGAGGCCCGUCCCUGGCCAGGGCCUGAGUCUCAGCAUCUCCGACUCCUCUAUCAGGGUCCAGGGCAGGUGGAAGGUGCGCAAGUCAUUCUUGAAACUGCAAGGCUCCUUUGAUGUGAGUGUCAAGGGCAUCAGCAUUUCCGCCAACCUCCUAUUGGGCAGCGAGUCCUCAGGGAGGCCCACAGUUACCGCCUCCAGAUGCAGCAGCGACAUCGGCGACGUGGAGGUGGACAUGUCGGGAGACUUGGGGUGGCUGCUGAAUCUCUUCCACAACCAGAUCGAGUCCAAGUUCCAGAAGGUAUUGGAGAGCAAGAUCUGUGAAAUGAUCCAGAAAUCAGUGUCCUCCAAUCUACAGCCUUAUCUCCAAACUCUGCCAGUUACAAAAGAGAUUGACAGUUUCGCCGGCAUUGAUUACAGCUUAGUGGAAGCCCCUCGAGCGACAGCCCAGAUGCUGGAGGUGAUGUUUAAGGGUGAAAUCUUCCAUCGCAACCACCGUUCCCCAGUUGCCCUCCUUGCUCCCAUCAUGAGCCUUCCUGAGGAACACGACAAAAUGGUCUACUUCGCCGUCUCAGAUUAUGUCUUCAACACAGCCAGCCUGGUUUACCACCAGGAAGGGCAUCUGAACUUCUCCAUCACAGAUGACAUGAUACCGCCCGACUCUGAUAUCCGACUGACCACCAAGUCCUUCCGACCCUUCGUCCCACGGUUAGCCAGGCUCUACCCCAACAUGAACUUGGAGCUCCAGGGAUCAGUGACCUCUGCCCCGCUCCUGAAUUUCAGCCCUGGGAAUCUGUCUGUGGAGCCCUAUAUGGAGAUAGACGCCUUUGUACUCCCGCCCAGCUCCAGCAAGGAGCUUGUCUUCCGGCUCAGUGUGGCCACUAAUGUGUCCGCCAUCUUGACCUUCAACACCAGCAAGAUCACUGGGUUCCUGAAGCCAGGAAAGUUAAAAGUGGAACUGAAAGAAUCCAAAGCUGGAGUAUUCAAUAGCCACCCCGCCCCAGGGUGGCCUCGUGGCGAUGUGCAGUGUGCCUCUCCUGCUCUCCUCCAGGCAGAGCUGUUGGAAGCGAUCCUCAACUACUACAUCCUCAACAACCUCUACCCCAGGUUCAACGAUAAGUUGGCCGAAGGCUUCCACCUCCCCCUGCUGAAGCAGGUUCAGCUCUACGACCUUGGGCUCCAGAUCCAUAAGGACUUCCUGUUCUUGGGUGCCAACGUCCAGUACAUGAGAGAUUGAGGACAAGAAAGAUGAAGCUUGGAGGCCACAGCUGGGUCUGCAUGUUGCAUUUCCAGCUGUGCAGCACGUCUCAGAGAUUCUUGAAAAAGGAAGACAUUUCUGUUCUCAGCUCUGGGGGUGAAGUCUGCCUGGCCUCCACCUCCACCCUCCCCAUCUUCACCAGAUGCAUGCGUGCUCUCUCUGGACUUUGCUUUCCCUUCCAGGAGGGACCACCCUCCCCACCGACCUUGGAUAUCUUUACAAGCAGGCACUGUAUUUUUUAUUUGCCAUCUGAUCUCCAUGCCUAGCAAAGUGCUGGCACUUAGUAGGUCCUCAAUAAAUAUUUAUUAAAUGAUGAGA
Molecule: messenger RNA, 2004 nt
Organism: Callithrix jacchus (white-tufted-ear marmoset)
Lineage: Eukaryota; Metazoa; Chordata; Mammalia; Primates; Cebidae
Source: RefSeq, a predicted model, not a curated record